CUCCGCGGUUAUCGUGGCCAAAAUAAUUCACGAUAACGAUAUUAUCGCGAUAUCUAUAGAAAAUGUUAACAAAAUAAUAAUAAUGCUAUCUGUCAAAUUCAUUAGUUUAUUGUGCAUUUUGUGUCUAGCGUACACAAAUAACUACAAACCUGUUGUCUUCUUGGGAUUUUGUAUUUUGGAGCAACUGUUGUCAUCAGUGCUUUAAGCCCUGGCCUGAUUUAGUGAUGGCUUCAUUCUGACACGCACUAUCCAUGUCUACUUUCCUUUCCUUAAUCAUUGACUCAAACACCGUUAGCUGACCUGAAUCCCUGGCUCUGUGUCGCUUCUUUGAAGCUGCGGCUGCCUAACAAAUAACCAGGGGACGAGAGAAGUAGUCCAACGCCGUGAUAACUAAGCUUUAACACAACCAAGACCGCAAUGUAGCAUUUACCGUCUCUGGGCUAGCAAGCUAACUGCAGCUUACUCUCUGUACCGUGGAGAAGUCUGCAGGGUGAUGGACGUGAAGACAGACAGACAUGUCUCUGCUGACAGACGACACUGGGGGGGUCAGGUCGGCCAUGAUCGAGCCAAGCACUCUGCCAUGGGCUGGAGACAGACAGACAGGUGAGGGAAAGACAGGUGAGAAACAGAGAGCUGAGAGACCGACAGGUGAGGCGGUGAGCUGGACUGAGAGUGAGAGAGGGGGGGGUGAGGAGAAUCAGCUGCCGGAGAGAGCAGCUCAGGUGUUCAGUCCUGCUGUCACUGUGCUGAGAGACACUGAGGCAUACUGGGAAACGCAGUCGGAGAAAAGCCUUUUCCUUGGCCCCCGAGGAGGCCUACAGGACUACAACCAACAUGGUUUCCAGUACGAGUGGACAGAGGACACGCCCCCUAACAAAUGUGGAGGGUGCAGGGACGUGCUGAAGCUGUCUGUCUCUCUGGGGACGUCGGCGCUUUUCUUCCCACUUUUAGUGUGGGGGGGGUUUGUCUUCCUGCCGUUUGACGCCCCUCUGCUGGAUGGCCCCCCCCUCAGAGUCGUCUACACCCUGAGGUGCUCUGUGUUCAGCUGCCUGCCUGUAGUACUGGGUUGGGUGGUGCUGGGUGUCAGUCGCCUCAGGUCGUCUGUGAUUGGCCCUCACUUUGAUGACGAGGUGAAGGGGGCGGGCCUUCCUGAGGUCUUGGUGCACCGCCGAUUCGUCUCUGACUCCGCCUCCCUGUUCCUGAUUUAUUUCCUGAACCUUUCCGUUAUGGCAGUGUACCUGAACCAGGAGCAGCUGAAGCUGGUCCCCCUGCUGACAGUGGUCUUCGCCUUUGGGAGGCUGGUGUACUGGGUGGCGGCAGCAUUCGGCAGCAGUAUCCGGGGUUUCGGUUUCGGUCUCUCCUUCCUGCCGAGCCUUGCCAUGACGGUCGCCAACAUCUGCUUCCUGUUCACGGUGGAGGCGGGGGGGUCGGUAUUCAGUGUCCCAGCCCCCCCUCAGGAGGCGCUGACUCCACCCGCAGGCCGGCAGCGGUUCUGGGGCUGAUCCGACGCCCAGAUGUUUUUAGGCUUUGCUUUUUUUAUAGAACGAAACUUUAUUUAAAGGUUUCUGUGUUGAUAAAGUUUUAUUCUGAAAUGUUCGAACAUGUAACCCCCCCUUUUGUUGAAUUAUUUUUUUAUAGAACUCAGUUUGUUUGAUUAUUUCCAUUUCAUUUAAAUAUUUGAUUUUCACAAUAAAAACCUUUUUUUAUAAUAACUUUUCCCAUUUCACAACAAAAGUGUAACGUCAUUUCAGUGUUUUUAAGUUUUACAGUAGUCUUUCCACAGACAUAAAUGGACGUCUCUAUAUGUUCAGACUUCAUGUUGUCGGCACACGGAGGAACUGGUCCGACUGAAACCCAACACCUGCACACAGGAAGUGCUGAUGGCCAGGCGUCAAAAUAAAAGCACCAAGAAGUUUCAAUUUA
Eleginops maclovinus (Patagonian blennie) is the source of this 1923-nucleotide messenger RNA. RefSeq names its product transmembrane protein 79-like. Gene Ontology annotation, biological process: regulated exocytosis. Gene Ontology annotation, cellular component: trans-Golgi network membrane; lysosomal membrane. Lineage: Eukaryota; Metazoa; Chordata; Actinopteri; Perciformes; Eleginopidae. The record is from RefSeq and is a predicted model, not a curated record.